This is a messenger RNA of Callorhinchus milii (elephant shark), 2110 nucleotides long. Its product is annotated as histone-lysine N-methyltransferase ASH1L-like. The record is from RefSeq and is a predicted model, not a curated record. Gene Ontology annotation, molecular function: chromatin binding; protein binding. NCBI's taxonomy places the organism in Eukaryota, Metazoa, Chordata, Chondrichthyes, Chimaeriformes, Callorhinchidae. The transcript has 13 exons. The coding region runs from base 14 to 1723 and encodes 569 amino acids.
GCGAUGUGCUGGAAUGUCUAACUUGUUUGUUUCUCUCAAUCCCUCAGAUGUUUUCAUGACCCAGUUUUCCGCGCUACAAACCUCCCGUUCAGUGCGGACCCGGCGCUUAGCUGCAGCGGAGGAGAACAUCGAGGUCGCUCGCACUGCACGUUUGGCACAGAUCUUCAAAGACAUCUCAGAUACCAUCAUAUCCUACAAAGAUUCAUUGGAACACGUGUUGGCUGCACCAUUGCUCAGUCUUCCCUCCAGGAAAAAAAAAGCAGAUUACUAUGCGAAGAUCACAGACCCCAUUGACCUUGUCAGCAUUGAGAAGCAGAUCCUCACGGGUCACUACAAGACGGUGGAGGCCUUUGAUGCUGACAUGCUGAAAGUCUUCAGGAAUGCUGAGAAAUAUUACGGCAGGAAAUCUGCCACGGGCCGAGACGUGAGCCGGCUGAGGAAGGUUUACUACAACGCUCGUCACGAAGCUGCGGCUCAGAUUGAUGAGAUCAUCGGGGAGACAGCCAGCGAGGCGGACAGCAGCGACAUCUCCAUUGGGGAGAAGGAGAACAGUAACGAGAAGGACGACGACGUCAUCCGCUGCAUCUGUGGCCUGUACAAGGACGAGGGGCUGAUGAUCCAGUGUGAGAAGUGCAUGGUGUGGCAGCACUGCGACUGCAUGCUGGUCACAGCAGACGUCGAACACUACCUGUGUGAGCAGUGUGAUCCUCGCUCGGUGGAUAGGGAGGUUCCUAUGAUCCCACAGCCUCACUACGCCCAGCCUGGCUGUGUUUACUACAUCUGUCUGCUGCGGGAUGAUCUGCUGCUACGGCAUGGUGAUUGUGUGUAUCUGAUGAGGGACAACAGGAGAGGGCCUGAAGGCCAACCCGUCCGACAGUCCUACAGACUACUGUCCCACAUCAACCGCGACAAACUAGACAUCUUCCGCAUCGAGAAGCUCUGGAAGAAUGAAAAAGGAGAGCGCUUUGCCUUUGGUCACCAUUACUUCCGGCCACAUGAGACGCAUCACUCACCAUCGAGACGCUUCUACCACAACGAGCUGUUCCGGGUGCCGCUGUACGAGAUCAUCCCUCUGGAGGCCGUGGUGGGGACGUGCUGUGUGCUCGAUCUCUACACUUACUGCAAAGGGAGGCCGAAGGGUGUGAAAGACCAAGACGUUUCCAUCUGUGAUUACCGCCUGGACAAGUCAGCACACCUGUUCUACAAGAUCCACCGGAACCGCUACCCUGUCUGCACGAAGUCCUACGCGUUCGAUCACUUCCCUAAGAAGCUAACGCCCAAGAGAGACUUCUCUCCUCACUACGUCCCCGAAAAUUACAAGAGGAAUGGAGGAAGACUUUGCUGCACUCCCACCUACCAAACAGCCUUAACAAAGAUGUCAUCAUGGAAGACGGAACGCCCCAAACUACACUGUAAAGAGGUGGCCCCAGAGGAGGAGCUGCCACCACCCAUCAUCGAGGACAUGUCGAGUGCCCAGGAGCAGCCGGCCACUGAGAUGCCUCAUCUGGAGGAGCAGCAGAAGGAGACCGGCCCAAAGGGGAACCUCAGCUCAGAGGACAAGCAGCGAGCACAGAGAGACAACCUCAACAAGAUCCUGCUCAGUCUGCUGGCCAAGAUCCCGGGGAAGAAUGCUAUUGAUGUUACAUAUUUGUUAGAAGAAGGUUCUGGAAGGCGGCUGCGCCGACGUACACUAAUGUUAACUGAGAGCAGCUUCAGGAAGUGAGGCACAAACUGGAAGGAGCAUUUCCUGCAUUGGAAACCCUGCAGCCCGCACCGUGCUGAGCGAGGGGGAGAGCAGAAGGCACGGACACCAGCUCUCUCUCUCUAACAGGACAGGAGGGUGAAGAGAUCACAACGGUUAGCACUUGGUUUAUAGGUCACCCACUGCUGACCUGCAGAGCUCUUACAGUGUGUGUAUACAUGAGGGAGUGUGUGAGCGAAUGUACGUGAAUGUGUGAAUGUGCGUUUAGGUGUUGGGGAUGAGUUACACCCACCUGCCCUUGGCAGCCAGGACACGUUCUCUAGCGGAUAUCGAAAGCUCGAAGGCCGUUUCAAAGAGAUGAAAUUCUUUCUAUCGCUGUUCUUUUAAUUCAUAUGGAUUCAUCAAUGU